Anthostomella pinea is the source of this 2907-nucleotide messenger RNA. Lineage: Eukaryota; Fungi; Ascomycota; Sordariomycetes; Xylariales; Xylariaceae. The record is from the annotation of a GenBank genome assembly.
AUGGCUGAUUUCGCGGUACCCCGAUACGGUGGCUGUCAUGUGCUGCAACACAACAGAACCGGCCUCUCGACAGAAUUGCACAACCUCACCGCAAGACUCCAUUCGGUGCAGGCCUUGGAGAAGCACGAACCUAUCCGGGUAUAUGGAUUGAACACGCGCAUUAAAAUCCUGGAAGCGCGCAACAAGUUUGAUGCAUCGGUGAUACACGACCUUGCUCACAGCUGCAACACGUGCUCUGAAGACGCGACCUCCCAAACCUUCAUCAUCGAUCAGCUAAUCAAAGAUAUGAAGGCGAAUAUCACUCAGAUGGAGGUUCUCCGACUCAAAAUUCUCAGACGCUGUGACGAGAUUGAGAGACUCAAGAGCCACAUCAAGGUGGUCACGGACCUCAGUGAUACCGUGAAGAUUGUGGCUCCUGAAGCUGCCGACCUGUCUUGGGGCAUGGAUACGUCUAGCGGCCAAGUUGUGCUCACUGUCAAACGCAAUCUUGAGGAGAAGCUCACAGAAGGUCUCCAGAACUUGCACGGAACGACGCGAGAGCCCUUGAUCACCAAGGAAUCGUCUCUCCGUUACAUACCCUUGGGACUACGCCCGCCGCCCGUCGUACCUCCUGAAUCGCGCCAGACUCACCGGAGUGGCACCGACGAGGCAUCAGAAGCUCCCGAGACGCCGAAUGAAGACGACCAGCGACAGAGCCGUUUAAGCAGUAGACGGACUCCUGCCCCCUAUAUAAACUCAAUUCUUCCCAACUUCAUCCGUCCCGGGCUUCUUGACCCCUCACCCUCCUCAUCUCCCGAUUGUGCCGGGCUGUUUGGACUCCCUUCACCCUCCGCAUCUUCCCAUGGCACCGGGCUUUUCCCACAUGCUGCACCUGCCAUAGAUCUCGAUCUCGGCGAGUCAGGUAUAACUCAACCUUCUUCGCCUUUCCUUAGUCCCGGCCUUAUCAACCCGGACGAGGCGGUCCCGUCAUCAGUACCCACGGUCCCUUCCUACCACGAUCCCAAGGACAGGAUCUUCGAGUCUGAAGAGGAACGGCACGCCGCGAUCACUGAUCACAGACGACUCAUGGGUCAAUACGCCCCCAUCCCCAGGAUGUUUCAGCAUGGAGUGCGAUUCUGCCCAUUGACCACGGAAGGCGCAAUCCCGGCGGAGAUGAGAGACUCUAAUUAUGAGUGUCGAAAUGUCCUCAUAUACAACAUCCAUCCGCACACCCACGUCCGAGAUAUCCUAGCAAGAGUUCGUGGCGGUCAGGUUCUCCGAGCAGUCGUGACCGGCAGCGCGGCCUGUGUCACGUUCCGUGACUACCUUGAUGCUCGUGCCUACUCUGAGUACGCGCAGGCUCACAUCGCAGAAGUCUUCAAUGAGAAGAUACAAGAAUUCCUUGACUCGUUGAAGAUUUGGUACAAGAAGCCAGAAGACCAUCUUGAAGACGUCUGGUUCGGCGAGGACGGCAACGCGCUCCACGGCACCACCCUCUACCUUUCCUUCCGGGACGUUGCAUACGCCGGAUGCAUGUAUAACACCAUCCGCAACUCAAUCCGUUACAUCGGUAUGCAAAAGCAUGUGUAUUUUGCAGCAGAUCCUUGUGUAGUUCCCCUGGACCAGCUGCACGGUCCCGCCUCUCUGGCAAGAGGCAAACAAGUUAGCCUCCUGGACGCGUGGCAGGCACGCAACUGCGUACCCGAACCUGCCCCACAGCUGGAGAGGGCCGUCGCAUAUGCAGUCGCACCUACCGCGUCGACUGAGACGGCCGAAUGGGUCGUUGCUGACCCCAUGACUCCUUCGCCCUCCAAUCCUUCCAAGGAGACCUCUGAAGAGCCCAGUCUUAUCGUCUUCACCCCUGUGCUGUCUGCUAAGACCAACCCUGAUCACGAGGAGGGAGCGCCAUUGCUAUUGCCUGGUGGAAAGCCCGGUGGCGCAUUUGGUGGUCAGCUUGAGAAUAUCAAGGCUCUUGAGCUUCUGCUCCCCAAGCCCUUCGCCGCCGCCCCCGUCGACUCACCCAGGGGCUGCGACCGAGGAGUACGACCCGAUCCACCCGCCGGGCACGCUCGAAGAGAACCUCAAGCCCGAGGCCGCUGGCCUGAGGACCAUAAGUGCGAUAUUUGCCUUCGCAGUGGCGACCUGAGCUGUGCCCGUUACCGCAUCAUCUCGCAGGAGCAGUUCUAUGCUCAAUACGACUACCAAGGGUACACGAGUAACCCAGCAGAGUGGAAGUGCAACUUCCAUCAACUUCCCAAGAUGGAAGUCAACGAUGCCAAGGACGAAGACACGGAGGUUUUUCUUGAUCAGAAGCCCGCCAAUACCACCGAAGAGCCUGGUGCUUCAUCCACUCCUAGAACCCCCGAUGGUAGCCCGAAGCAACAAGCGAAGACCGCUGCCACCGUUACCGUCGACUCAUCUGCUGAGCCGAAAGAAUCGAAGGGCGAGGAGGCCGAUGACGAGAUGAUACCAAAAUGGAAGCUACCUCAGAACGAUCCCGCCUACCGCGAGCUGAUCAACCGCGACGGCCGUCCGUAUGUGUUCGCUUGGGAGGUCACUGCCAUUGUGAGCAAGCCGGGGCCCGCGGUCUACUCGAUGUCCGAGGCCGAGGACAGAUAUGCUGGAAUGUUUGCACGAUACCAGCAGGAGCGGGCGUGGGCACGUGGCGAGGAGUGUGAACCGGAACUUGAGGAGGAGGAUCGGCCUGUCGGUGGUCCCUCGCUUGACGGACCGGCCGAUGCCCGUGACGAGACCAAAUGCACUGGAGGCAAUCCCAAGGAAGCGGCUGAUUCCACGACCGAUACCAAAGCUGUCGCAGCGGACCCAUCCCGACUGGUAUUUAAGGAAGCCAAGUCGUUGUCGUCUGCAGUCGCCAAGAAGACGACCCCCAACCCCGUCAUCGAUGACGAUGAAGACAUAUACAACUAG